ACUGAAAGGCUGAAGGGCCACAAGCUGGUGGCGCCUGUGAAGAACUUGGAUGACAGGGCCUGUCUGAAGCAUGGACGCCCCUUGGAGCUGUACAGCAGGACGCAGCAUAGAUGCAUUUGUGUUCGUUGUAUGGAAGAAGGUCCGGAGGAAGUUGUCUCUACCGAAGAUGAAUGGGAGAAGAAGAAGGUUCAACUUGACAACAGCAAGACAGAAUUAGAAACAAAAAUUGAGAGGAGAGAAAAACAAUUGGGCGAGAUUAUUGAAUCUCUAAAGAAGUGCAAGGAGCAGCUGGACGGUGAGUGGUGGAAUAUUGAUGUCGUGUUCACCGCUGUGCUUGCGAUCGUGGAGGAAGCCCAGGCAAGAGCUCUUCAGCCACUGAAGGACAGGAGGCAGGUUCUGGAGAAAGAGGCGGACGACCUCAAAAAGGAGCUGGAAACAGAGAUCACUCGUUUCAAGGUGACCAUCUCUGAGCUGGAUGAAAUAUCUUCGCUUGAGGAUCACAUCCAUUUCCUGCAGAGUUACCCAUCUCUUCAAGACCUGGAUGACAUCAAAGACUGGGCGGAGGUAGAGUUGGACACCUCCCUGUCUUUUGGGACCAUGAGAAAAACUACAACAAUUAUGAUGGAACAAAUUCAACAGGAGCUGGAGAAGCUGACGUCCAUUGAACUUAAGAGAGUUCCAAAGUUUACAGUGGACGUAAAGCUGGAUCCAACCACUGCGCACCCACGCCUUGUUCUUUCUCAUGAUGGGAAAGAGGUGAAAGAUGGAGGGGAGAAUCAUGAAGUCGAUGAUACACCGGAGAGGUUCGACAAGUUUGGCAGUGUCCUGGGGAUCAACAGCAUGACCACUGGGAAGUCAUACUGGGAGGUGGAUGUUAGCAACAAGGCCGGGUGGGAUCUGGGUGUGGCAAGGGGCAACGCAAACCGCAAGGGGAAACUCUCAGUGAAUCCGGACAACGGCUACUGGGUGACUGUGCAUUAUGAAGACACAAAGUACGCCGCUAUGACAGCGCCACCAGUUCGUCUUUCCCCGAAAGAGAAACCUGAGAAGCUGGGAGUGUUUCUGGAUUACGAGGAAGGUCUCGUCUCUUUCUACAAUCUGACGGCUCAGUCUCACAUCUACUCCUUUACCGAGUGUCCGUUCAGGGAUGAGCUCUUCCCGUAUUUCAGUCCACAUGUAAAACAAGAUGAUAAAAAUGGUGAUCCUUUGAUUAUUUCUGCUGUGAAACAAUGUGAACAGGUAAUGGAUGAGUCAUGAGGAGUGUGUGCGCGGACAAAGCCUGUGAUGUAACUAAUUAAACCGCAGAAUAAGGCGAACAUUAAUUUACUAUAUUACUUAACUGUAUAGGCCAUGUUUCCAGGGAAAUAACUGAAAUAAAAAAGGUAUGUAGUGGAGUUUUUGACCACUACUGGUGCUAUGGAGAAACUAUUUUGAAUCAGUCCCUGAGAGCAUGGAUUAAACGGAUGUAACCAAUCCAGGUUUCACAAGUUAGAGAAUAUAUAUAUAAAAAUUGUUUGUCUAUGUCUAAAAUGUCUAUUUUAUUUGGUCAUGAUAAAACUGUUCUGUUGGGGAUGUGAAGUCUACAUACUAUGUAUUCUUUUUACAUGUGGUGUUAUUCCAAUUUGUGUUUUUUUUCUUUGUGUUUUUUAAUCUCAAAAUCAAAUAUAACAUUUUAUAUU
Messenger RNA from Seriola dumerili (greater amberjack), 1679 nucleotides. RefSeq names its product E3 ubiquitin-protein ligase TRIM39-like. The transcript has 6 exons. The record is from RefSeq and is a predicted model, not a curated record. The coding region runs from base 130 to 1257 and encodes 375 amino acids. NCBI's taxonomy places the organism in Eukaryota, Metazoa, Chordata, Actinopteri, Carangiformes, Carangidae. Gene Ontology annotation, molecular function: protein binding.